AUGUUUCGACAAAUAUUAAACGUAAUAAAGUCGAACUGCCAAGUAGUUCCAAAAGCAAAGUAUCAAAAUUAUAUUAUGUCUGAUGUCCUAGCGCAGAUAGAACGAGAAUGCGAGAAGUUUUGUCCUGUACCGAGAUUUCCAUCGAGGAAGGUAACAGUUGUAGGAGCCGGCAGUGACGUAGGAAGUAUCGCUUCUCUUUUUUUAAAACAACAGAAAGUCAUCAAGAUUUUAGCUCUAUACGAUGAUGAUCCGGAAAAUAAAGUUCUCGGUGUUGCAAAUGAUUUGGCACAUAUCGACACGAGUACCGAAGUACAAGCUUACCAAGGAAGAGUGUUUUUGAAAAACGCUCUUGACGACGCCGACGUGGUGCUCGUCUGCGGCGGUCAUUAUGUCAUGCCUCCGUGCUGCGACGUUACUGACAGAGAAUUGUUUUUUGACAACAUGCAUAUAGUACGAACAGUCAGCAUAGCCUGCGCACAGUUCUGCCCCCAGGCUAUCAUCGCUAUACAGACUCCGCCUGUGGACUGCAAUUUUGCACUUUGCAUGCAUACCUUAAAACUGGUUCGUGCCUACGAUAAACGAAAAGUGCUGGGUGUAAACGCGAUUAACUCAAUGCGCGCCAACCAGCUGUUCUGUUCUAUCACGGGGUCUGAUCCCUCUAAAUCUCACACUCCCGUCAUUUGCGGGACAGGUCGAUGCACUAGAGUACCAGUUUUCUCAGCCGCAAAAGCUGGAAACUUUCCACAGACCCAAGUGGAGUGCCUCACUCGAUUGGUACGGGAAGCUGACGAGAUAAUCUGCAAGGUUAAAAACAAUGGCGAACAGGGACAUUUGUCGCUAGGAUUUUCAACCGCUAGAUUUGUAGUUAACAUCAUGAAAGGUUUAUUCGAAAAGCCGACAUUCAUAGACAGUGCGCUAGUGGAACAAGCAAAUCCAGAUAAAUGCUACAAUAUGCCGAUUUGCGCUACGCCAGUCACUAUCGGUAAAGGCGGUAUUAUAGAAUAUGCGAUACCCAAUCUUAAUCAAAUCGAAACAAGAAUUUUGGAAGACAGCAAGUGUGAGCUCGAAGACAUGUUGACACUCGGUCGUUGCUAUGCUAUCGGUGACGAGUACUGUCUGCAUCCUUGCAAGGCCUGUCCCUGUUGUGUGUGUCCCCCGUGCAAGACAUGCAAACCCAUGAAUAGGAGAAGUAGAAAUAAUUAAGCAUCCACUUCAAAGCAUUCCAUUUCAAACCACUUAGUGAACCGCACUAACUAGAUAUCUGUUUCGUGAAAAUAGACUGAAUAAAAAAUUAAGGUUUUA
This is a messenger RNA of Melitaea cinxia (Glanville fritillary), 1302 nucleotides long. Its product is annotated as malate dehydrogenase-like. The record is from RefSeq and is a predicted model, not a curated record. The coding region runs from base 1 to 1203 and encodes 400 amino acids. NCBI's taxonomy places the organism in Eukaryota, Metazoa, Arthropoda, Insecta, Lepidoptera, Nymphalidae. Gene Ontology annotation, molecular function: L-malate dehydrogenase (NAD+) activity. Gene Ontology annotation, cellular component: cytoplasm; mitochondrion. Gene Ontology annotation, biological process: tricarboxylic acid cycle. The transcript is spliced from 7 exons.